GCCACUUUCAUCUUGCCCAUCAUCUGUGCGCCUGCUGUGCGCCCGCUCCUCGCCGGCUGCUCCUCGCCAUGGCUCCGCCGCUCCUUGGCCGGCGCGUCGUUAUUGGCGGGCUUUCAUCCGGCCUGAACGGGCGGCAAGGAGUGGCGGUGCGUUUCGAAGGAGGCCGCUACGUGGUUGCAAUCGACGGCUUUGGCGGGAGCCUUCGGCUUCGACCGGAGAAUGUGUCGGCUCCGCCACCACGGCCGCCACCAACCCCACCACCUUCCGCGCUGAAGCCGCUUCCGGCGGCGGCUCCACAGACCGUCCAUCAGGAGCUCUCGUCGGCUCACUUCAAGGCGGCCAAGAAGCGCCUGUCCGUCGCCGCAAAGGCGCUGUCCGACGGCGCCCUCGGAGCCGUGAAAUGCGAGUACGAGAGCAUCCUCGACAUGCUCGAGAAUCAGCUGCCUCGGCGAGGAAAGAGCUUGGCUGGCGAUCGCGCCGCCGACGAGUUUGUUGGAGAGCGCCUGUGCGACAAGAUGGAGGCGCGCGGCAUGCCGGCUCGCAAGCAGGCUGGCCUGCAGGCUGUCGCGACAUGCCGCGCGCAUGUGAGGGGCGGGCCCGAUGGCGAGCCGCUGCCCAUUCCUGUCGAUUGAUAAUUAGUCCGCAAGCGCAUUUUGCGCCCUGCGUCAGGGCUCAGGGGGCCAGCCGGUCGUGAGGUGUCUAGCGACAGGCCCCCACACCCCGGCGCCGACCGCCGAGGCGGGGUGGACUCUUCCUCUACAAGAGCGAGAGAUAGAGUCCUCCGCCUACCGUGCGAGCCUGGCCCCAAGUGCCGUACAGAAAAGUUUUUUGAAAUCUGCUGGCUAUAUCUUUU
Molecule: messenger RNA, 853 nt
Organism: Emiliania huxleyi CCMP1516
Lineage: Eukaryota; Haptophyta; Isochrysidales; Noelaerhabdaceae
Exons: 1
Coding region: 69-632 (187 amino acids)
Source: RefSeq, a predicted model, not a curated record